GGCUUGAAUCUGCAUUCCUCUAAAGUGGUCAUCUGAAGACGUGCCGCACCACUGCUAACCGCUCAACCUGAUCAAGCCCUCUCACCGGCUUCUAAGGGAGGAAGAAGCUGCAGCAUGUAGGCACUGCUUGGAGACCUUUUUUGACUAUUGAAAUUAUAAAAGAGAACCAGAGGACAUAUUUUUUUUACAUAUUUAAGGACAUAUUAAAAGGAAACACUUGAAAUGGUUUCCUAUUUUAAGUGAAAACUGCAUUUGACACGGUGAACGACAGACAAACUACAGGAUAAAAUAAUGGCUCAAAUGGAUCCAGAGUUUAAUGUGAAGAGCAGCAGCAUCAUCAAGGAAUGGAGUGGACAGGUCCAUCCUGCUCUGGUCGCCUCCUUUGUUUUCCUCUUCUUUCUGGAAGCCUGUCUGUGGGUCCGGAGCCUCAGGCACAAGAGAAGGCUGCCGGGACCCUUUGCCUGGCCCGUGGUGGGCAAUGCCCUGCAGCUGGGCCAGAUGCCUCACAUCACCUUCGCCAAGCUUGCCAAAAAAUAUGGCGACGUGUACCAGAUACGACUGGGCUGCAGUGACGUGGUUGUCCUGAACGGAGAGAAAGCGAUACGUCAGGCCCUGAUACAGCACAGCACAGAGUUUGCAGGCAGACCAAACUUUGUCUCUUUUCAGUCCGUCUCAGGAGGGAAAAGCAUGACUUUCACGAAUUACAGCAAACAGUGGAGGAUGCACAGGAAAAUUGCUCAAACAACCAUCAGGGCAUUCUCAUCUGCCAACAGUCAAACCAAAAAAUCUUUCGAGCAGCAAAUCGUGGCAGAAGCCACAGAGCUAGUUGAGAAUAUCCUUCAACUCAGUGCUCAGGGCCAGUAUUUCAAUCCUGCUCAUGAGCUGACAGUAGCUGCCGCUAACGUGAUUUGUGCCUUGUGCUUUGGAAAACGUUAUGGACACGACGACGUUGAGUUUAGAGCCUUGCUGCACAGGAUAGAUCAGUUUGGACAGACAGUAGGGGCUGGCAGCCUGGUAGAUGUGAUGCCGUGGCUCCAGUCUUUCCCCAAUCCAGUCCGCAAUGUCUUCAAGAAUUUCAAAUACUUGAAUCAAGAAUUCUUUGUCUUUGUCAAGAGCAAAGUGGAGGAGCACAGAGAGACCUUUGAUCCAAAGGUAACAAGAGAUAUGAGCGACGCCAUCCUUGGCGUCAUCAACCAGGAUGACAGCGGCAUCGAGCUCAACCAAGGCCACACUGAGGCGAUGGUGUCAGAUCUGAUCGGCGCAGGUCUGGACACUGUCUCCACUGCCCUGCACUGGAUUGUCCUGCUGUUGGCUAAGCACACUGACAUUCAAACCAAACUGCAGGAGCUCAUUGACAAGGUGGUGGGGCCAAACAGGCUGCCGUCACUUGAGGACAGGAGCAGCCUGACAUACCUGGACGCCUUCAUCUACGAGACCAUGCGCUUCACCAGCUUCGUCCCACUCACCAUCCCGCACUCCACCACCUCCGACGUCACCAUCGACGGCCUCCACAUCCCCAAAGACACGGUGGUCUUCAUCAACCAGUGGUCCGUCAACCAUGACCCGGUCGUGUGGAAGGACCCGCACAUCUUUGACCCCUCGCGUUUCAUAGAUGAACGCGGCUCCCUAGACAAGGAUCUCACCAACAAUGUUAUGAUCUUCUCAGCAGGGAAGAGAAGAUGUAUCGGAGACCAGAUUGCCAAAGUUGAGGUAUUCUUGUUCUCUGCAAUCCUAAUCCACCAAUGUAGCUUUGAAAAAUGCCCAAAUGAGGACUUCUCUUUAAACUCCUCUUAUGGUUUAACACUGAAGCCUUUAGAUUACAAAAUCACAGUCAAACCCAGGAGGGAAUUGCUUAAAAAAGAGUAAAAAGCCUCAAUGUUAAGAAUAACAAGGUGUGUACAAAAAUCAAGCAUUCACGUCUCGUAUCACAAUGAGUCUCACAAGCUUUAAUUAAUAACAGAAAUGCAAAGCUUCAUCACUUCUUUCUGAAAUUGCGACCAGACUGUUGUUCCUCUCAGAAUCAAAAAUAUCAGUGUAAGCAUUUAACAUGAGCCCAUUGUACAUGGCACCAGCAAGACAGACUAAAUAUAGAACGUAAUAAAAGCUUUGAUGCGGUUCCUCGAAAACCACAGUCCACAGUAAACCUUAAGUGUGUAUUGUUAUUUAAGUGAGGGUAUUUAGUGGGUGUCGCGUUGAGUUGCAAUAUAAUCUGGUGGCGACGAACAAAGUCUUGAGAACCAUGUGCCAGCUGUGUGGUCUCAACUUCACAAUUACUCACAUUUAUCUCUGUAUAUACUGUACAAUUUCAUGUUGGUGCUUAAAUACAAAUACAGCACACAAGUCAUGUACAUCCAUACUCUCCAUACUAAAUGAAGCAUAAUACCAAUGUAUUCUGAUACCUACUCAUGUAACAUGUUUAAAAGCCACUCAUUUUAUUGCUGGUUAUCCUGUCUUCUUCAUUUAGUACAUAUAAUGCAUCCCUGUGCAACAUGAUUUUGGCGUACCACAUUGUUUAAGUAAUAAGCCGUAGCCUAGAAUUGUUAAGUUGUGCUGUCAUUAUGAAAACAAUCCGGUGUGGUGCAGUCUGUGCUCUGUAAUAAACUAUUUCAACCGA
Molecule: messenger RNA, 2614 nt
Organism: Mugil cephalus (flathead mullet)
Lineage: Eukaryota; Metazoa; Chordata; Actinopteri; Mugiliformes; Mugilidae
Product: cytochrome P450 1B1-like
Exons: 1
Coding region: 292-1866 (524 amino acids)
Biological process (GO): hormone biosynthetic process; progesterone metabolic process
Molecular function (GO): iron ion binding; steroid 17-alpha-monooxygenase activity; heme binding
Source: RefSeq, a predicted model, not a curated record